AUGCCUAUAGGACGACGUGCGAACAUCGGUCGCCGCACAAGACAUGCAAGCCAGCAGCAAGUGUAUUUACUAAACUUAAGCGAAGGCAGACAAAAUAUAAUAAGACAAAAUGCCCGGUUAAGACAACGCAUCAGUACACGUAGAUCAUUGACAUCAUACAAUCGCUUGGCAUUCCAGUAUGAUCCCACUGCAAACUACAGUGAUGAUAAAAAUUUUGAUAUUGGACCAAUGCCGACUAUAUGCCGAUAUUGCAAUGCGUUAAAGUUCAAAAGAGAAACGGCUGGUUUGUGCUGCGCAAGUGGAAAAGUAAAACUGGAUCCAUUACUUGCACCACCACCGCCACUGAAAUCAUUGUUUGAUGGAAGUGACCCCGAUUCCAGCCAUUUUCUUCAACACAUCCUUCAAUACAAUAACUGCUUUCGCAUGACUUUCUUUGGAGCUAAUAUCAUUCAAGAAGGCGGCUUCAUGCCGACUAGCAAGAUACAAGGACAAAUAUACCAUUUGCAUGGUUCAAUGGUGCCAACACCAAAUGAACAGCAUCAAUUUCUGCAAAUAUAUUUAAUUUCGUCGAUGGUGGAUCAGCUGAUUGUGUGGUGCAAUAUGCAGGAAGAGUUAAAGAGACGAGUUAUUGAACAGUUGCAAUCAUUUUUUCACGCUAAUAAUGCUGUGGUUAACAUGUUCAAAACAGCAUUGGAACGAAUGCCAUCAGAUACGCACAAAUUUGUCAUAAGAGCGGAUUGUACCCCAAGAGGUAAACAUGUGCGAAGAUUCAAUGCACCGACCGUUAAUGAUGUUGCUGCAAUUAUUGUUGGCGAUCCAACUAAAUCGCGAGACAUUGUCGUUCAGCGAAGAAGCAAUAUCAUGCAUCGCGUAAACGAGACAUUGUUUGUACGACGCGUUACAAUAUCCAAUCAUUUAUUGGCAAGGGCAAGACGGUUAGGACAUCACGUUGAAGAUGGUCGAUCCAAUUACAGGUGCUUAUCAACGAAUAAAAAUCUAAGCGCUAUGAAAUACUAUGCAUAUCGUAUGAUGAUUCGUCCACAUGAGGAGAAUGGCAUUCUGAAGUGCCGUCGGCUAUUCCAGCAAUUCGCUGUCGACAUGUAUGUCAAAGUCGAGACCGAACGUUUAGCGUUCAUUCCAUUCAAUCAGGCAAAGCUACGAUCUGAGGACUAUAUACACUUGCGAGAUGCUAUUCAUUCAGAUGGUGAUGUUCAGAAUAUUGGACGUCUCACGAUUCUCCCAUCAUCUUAUACCGGAAGUCCACGCCACAUGCACGAAUACGCUCAAGACGCUAUGACGUACGUGCGACAUUAUGGAACUCCGGAUUUAUUUAUUACGUUCACUUGCAAUCCGAAGUGGACGGAAAUUGAACGUGAGUUGGAAACGGGCCAAAAACCGCAAGAUCGCCAUGACAUAAUAGCCAGAGUAUUUCAGCAAAAACUCAAGGUUAUGAUGGAUGUGCUUACUAAGUAUCGAGUUUUUGGUAACACACGUUGUUAUAUGUACUCAGUGGAAUGGCAGAAGCGUGGACUACCGCAUGCUCAUAUCCUAAUUUGGUUGCUGAAUAAAUUACAUUCAAAUGAAGUGGAUGAAAUCAUAUCAGCUGAAAUUCCUGAUCCAGUCACUGAUCCCCACCUACACGAUUUUGUGACGACACAGAUGGUGCAUGGACCGUGCGGUGCAUUAAAUCCAUUAUCGCCUUGCAUGGCUAAUGGAAAGUGCACAAAACGAUAUCCGCGACCGUUAGUUGCUGAUACAUUCACAGGGAACGAUGGAUAUCCAGUUUAUCGUCGGCGUUCAAAAGAAGAAAAUGAUCGAACUAUCAAAGUUAAAGUUCAAAAUCAAGAGAUAGAGAUCGGAAAUGAAUUUAUUGUGCCAUAUUGCCCGCUGCUAUCUCGAAUUUUCAGAACACAUGCAAACGUUGAAAGUUGUCAUUCGGCCAAAUCAAUCAAAUAUUUGUGCAAGUACGUCACAAAAGGCACCGACAUGACUGUGUUUGGUAUUGCGUCGGAAAAUGCGAAUGACGAAAUUAGCAGCUUCCAAAUUGGCAGAUACGUCAGUAGUAAUGAAGCACUGUGGCGAUUAUUGUCAUUUCAAAUUCAUGAAAGAUAUCCCACAGUUAUGCAUUUAGCAGUGCAUUUGGAAAACGGCCAAAGAGUUUACUUCACUGAGGCUAAUGCGGCACAGCGAGCUGAGAGACCACCAUCGACAACAUUGACUAGCUUCUUUGCUAUGUGUGAAGCAGAUCCAUUCGCAGCGACGCUGAUGUACGUUGAUAUGCCCAAGUAUUACACUUGGAAUCAAUCAACAAAGAAUUUCCAACGCCGCAAACAAGGAACCCCAAUUCCAGAUUGGCCACAUGUGUUUUCCACUGAUGCACUUGGUCGCAUAUAUACUGUUCAUCCUAGAAGUGAUGGAUGUUUUUAUUUGCGACUUCUGUUGGUAAAUGUACGUGGACCAAAAUCAUUUGUGCAUUUGAAAACUGUGAAUGGCCACCGAUGUCAAACAUAUCGAGAAGCAUGUCAACUAUUGGGUUUGCUGGAGAACGAUUCUCAUUGGGAUCUAACACUUGCGGAUUCAGUUGUUUCAUCAAAUGCGUACCAAUUACGAACGCUGUUCGCAAUUAUCAUCACCACAUGCUUUCCUUCACAACCAAUACAAUUAUGGAACAAAUACAAAGACGACAUAUGA
Messenger RNA from Ctenocephalides felis (cat flea), 2691 nucleotides. RefSeq lists its product as uncharacterized. Bases 1 to 2691 code for a protein of 896 amino acids. The record is from RefSeq and is a predicted model, not a curated record. Lineage: Eukaryota; Metazoa; Arthropoda; Insecta; Siphonaptera; Pulicidae. The transcript has 3 exons.